CAGUUUGGCGGCGGUCGCGUUGAGCGUGGCUGUUUUUGUUUUUAUACGCUUUGACAAAAUACGCGCUCACUUAUCCGCAAUUACUAUAAAAAAAUCACAAAGAGUAUUAUUAUUAACAGUGCAGUGUUAUUCAUUGUGAAGUGGAGUUCAGCGUUUGUUAAAAGAUCCGAAAGACGCUGAGGCGAUCGAGAAAGUUCUAAUACAGUCGGUAAAUAAAUCAAUAAUUCAACAAUACGAUGCGGUGAUAAUGUGUUUUCAAAAUAAUAGUAGGUGUUGUUCAAACAGUUUUAAUAAAAAUCCUAGAAUCCAAGUGAAGUGAUAUAAAAUUGAUGUGUUGUUUGGAUUGAGUUCGAAAUUCAAAAGUGAACGCUUAAAGUGAGUUUCCGAUUGUUCCGAAAUCAAAAGUGUUUCCAAGUUUAAAACGAGUUCGAUUAUUCCAAAUUCGAAUUUAAGUGUACCCGAUUAAUCAGCGGUGAGUUCGUGAUUGUUCCAAAUUUGAUUACUGAGUUCGCUUGUGUAUGAUGAGUGGCGAGUAUGGGUGAGCCUCAAAAACUGCACAAGACUUGUGUGAGAGUCGGCUCCGCUGAUGAAGAGGAGGCGAGGGACGAGGUCGACGGAGUCCUGCCAAAGAAGAAUCCUUUUGUUAGGGGCUCUGACCCUCGGGUGGCGACAUGUCGCGGGCGACUGCAGACCAGGCGGUGUCAACUGAACCAAGAGAUCAACAAGGAGCUGAGGCUACGGGCUGGCGCUGAAAACCUGUUCAAGGCAACAACGAACAGAAAAUUGCGGGAGACCGUAGCACUGGAGCUGAGCUUCGUCAACUCCAACCUCCAACUCCUCAAAGAGCAGCUGGCAGAACUCAACUCCUCCGUCGAACUCUACCAGAGCGAUAGCAAAGAAUGCGUAAUGCCAAUGAUCCCUCUCGGCCUGAAGGAGACGAAGGAGGUGGACUUCAGGGACCCGUUCAAGGACUUCAUCCUGGAGCAUUACAGCGAGGACGCGGCGCACUACGAGGACGCCAUCUCCGACUUUAUGGACAUGAGACAAGCAAUCCGGACCCCCGUGCGUUCGACGGCAGGAGUGGCCCUGCUCUUCAAGUACUACAACCAGCUGUACUACAUCGAGAGGCGGUUCUUCCCGCCGGACCGGUCCCUGGGCGUCUACUUCGAGUGGUUCGAUUCAUUAACAGGAGUCCCAUCGUGUCAGCGAACAGUGGCUUUUGAGAAAGCAUGUGUCUUGUUCAACAUUGCUGGCAUUUACACACAGAUCGGCGCUAAACAGGAGCGCAGUCGUUGCGCCGGUCUGGACGGCGCAGUGGACGCGCUGCUGCGUGCGGCCGGCGCGCUCCGGUACAUCCACGAGAACUUCACCAACGCGCCCUCGGUGGACCUCGCCGCAGACACGCUCCUCGUCCUCGGCACCCUCAUGACGGCUCAGGCCCGCGAGUGCCUGCUGGAGAAGCUGCAGCUGCAGGCGGGGGGCGGGGCGGGUGACGUCACGCUGGACCUGGCGCAGGAGAGCGCGCACCUGGCGCACACCUACCGACAGCUGCACGCCAAGAUGCAAACCGAGGGUGUCUUCAACUACGUGCCAUACUCGUGGGUCUCCCUGGUCCACGUCAAGACUGAGUUCUACCACGCGCUCGCGCACCAGUACUGCGGCACGGCGCUGCUCCACUCCACUCCCUCUGCAGAGAUGAGGGAGAGACUCGACGCGCUGUACUCCAGCGAGAACGACAGGAGUCAGCAGAACGGUAACUCCAUAUUGAAAGAGCAAGACUAUGACCUCACAGCCCUGGGAAGGGCGCAUCUAGCCGAGGCCGUCGCCCUCUAUGAAGAAGCAUUAAGACUACAAAGAAUGUGCAGAGAGUUACGGGACAAGGAAGCGCUGUCCGUGGUGGUUCGAGCUCAUUUGGAGCAGGUGGCGCAAGAACAGAACCCGAAGGCGGAACAAAACGACUUCACGGAUCUACUGGACGCACCCAACAUCACGCCGUCAUCGAAAUUUCAACUGGCUCUUACACCUCCGGACUUCUCGCAAUACCGUGUCGAGGACUUGUUCAAAUCCCUCGGACCCAUCGCGGUCUUCUCAGCCAAGCGGCACUGGAGCGCUCCCAGAUUAGUCCAGCUCCAGAAAAACACAAGAAGAAGAAACUCCAGGAUCGAAGACCCAGACCAGGAGAGACUAAAAAGAUCGAACGACAAAAGGGACAGAUCAGAAGACAACAGCGCCUACUACAACCAGAACAGAAGCGACGAGAAGCACUCGGAAGAUUACGAGAAGAAACUCCUCAAAGUGACGAAACAGAACGGGAUAUACAUAAACAGCUAUAAUAAUAAUUUCGAAUACCACCCCAAAGUCUUGGACUACGAGUCGAAAUACGAUUACAGGGCUGAGAAAGGGGACAGAGAGAACGGGAAGAAAAAUGGGAGGGAGAGAAGAAAAGACCAGCUGAGGAGGGCGGCCAGUGAAUACAAUGUCUCUGGUAAAGACGACGAGGGGUUCGGGUUCUCCGUGAGAGGGGACGCUCCGGUCAUCAUAGCCGCCGUCGAACCCAACUCCUUGGCAGAUAUUGGGGGAAUGCGGGAAGGAGAUUUCAUUAUCUCGGUCGGUGACGAGGAUGUCAAGUGGAGUUCGCACGAUGAGGUCGUGAGGCUGAUACAGCAGGCCGCGGACACGCUCACCUUGAGGCUUGCGACGCCCAUGGAUAAGAGUUCCAUCAAGCUGCCCCCCGCUGCGGCGCGACCUCCCCCCUCCAGCGAGGGCUCGGUGUCGGCGGCCUCCAGCGCAUCCAGCGGCUCCUCCCGCGCCACCCCGCGCCCGGCCCCCCGCGCCGCCGCCCCGCGCCGCGCCCCCUCCUGGAACCCCUUCCGCCGACACUCGUCCCGGGACAGCAGCGCGCACCGCGCCGACCACAACGUCAUAUUCAGAUAGAUCACACUUGUCCAACCCCACGUACGUAAUCGUUGG
This is a messenger RNA of Bombyx mandarina (wild silkworm), 2970 nucleotides long. It is a transcript of the gene Rhp, whose product is annotated as GTP-Rho-binding protein rhophilin. The record is from RefSeq and is a predicted model, not a curated record. NCBI's taxonomy places the organism in Eukaryota, Metazoa, Arthropoda, Insecta, Lepidoptera, Bombycidae. Gene Ontology annotation, biological process: negative regulation of stress fiber assembly; signal transduction. Gene Ontology annotation, molecular function: protein binding.